Molecule: messenger RNA, 7220 nt
Organism: Mytilus californianus (California mussel)
Lineage: Eukaryota; Metazoa; Mollusca; Bivalvia; Mytilida; Mytilidae
Exons: 8
Coding region: 9-5447 (1812 amino acids)
Cellular component (GO): extracellular region
Molecular function (GO): chitin binding
Source: RefSeq, a predicted model, not a curated record
AUCAGGAUAUGAAGAUAAUUAAAGAGAUACCAGAAUUUACACUGAACAAAAAUUUUCAACCACGGGCAGGAAGAAUUCCACAAUCAUGGAUAGAUAGUAAACCUGAUAUUGUUGAAGCUACACCAAGAAAGCCCAACCAGAGGUCUAGUGCAAUUAAACCAACAAUACAGCCAAUAUUUGAUCCAGAACUGCCUCCGCCACCUCCGAAGAGUUCUGUUUUCGGAAAGAAGGAAAUGGUGUCUAUUCCUGAUAGUAAAUCUUCAGUUUCAGAUUUGACAGCUCCAAUUACAACUGAAGAUUUGACACCAAUUGAAGAUCAGCAGGCGGCUGAUUUUCAAUUUCCGCUACAGCCAGAAGAAGUGGUGUCACCUGAAAAUUCUCAGCCAUUCAAAGUUGCUGAAACUGCGUCGAACCAUGAAUCGUUACCAUCUCAAUCUCUUUCAGAAACAGUUUCAAUGGAUCAAAAAUUGACAUCAUUUGAUAUCCAACAACCUUUAAUUCCGUUGGACGAAGAACCCCCUCCGCCACCGCCUCAUUUUGAUAGAUCACCAACGAUAAACUUUAAACAAGAUAAAGGAAUAUCCCAAUCGGAUCAGAGUCUACCAGAUGUGCUUAACACAUCACCUCCGGAAAUUUUACAACCAGGAGGUCAACAAUUUAAUGCUGCCUUUUCAGAACAGCCACCUUCACGUGACCAACAAAUAUCAGAUGUUGAUAAAAAAAUAUGGGACUCAAUGUCAGACCCAAUGCUUUCACAUACCAUCGAAAAACAAACGCCACCGUUCAACUCGGAAACAUUACCCAUAAAACGGAAAGCAGCAUUAGAAUCUGACAAAACUUUUGAGGAUCAACAAUUGUCUUUUAUACCAGAUGAGUUACAACCCGAUAGUCAUCAGUUAUCAAAUACUAGUGAAGCUGAAUUUCUUCAAACGAAUGUGACGACAUUGUCGGGGUCAUUAUCAUUUGAAAAACAAAAUCUGACAGACCAGAGUAAUCCUCGAAUGGAAAAAAUGCCAACGACAUCAAUACUAGAGCACAUGCCAUCUCUUAAUCAAGAGACAGGAUCAGAAUUUACAACAAACAGUACUGCAGAGUUUACAAUAGAUAGAACUGCAGAGUUUACAGUAGAUAACACUACAGAGUUUACAGUAGAUAACACUGCAGAGUUUACAGUAGAUAACACUACAGAGUUUACAGUAGAUAACACUGCAGAGUUUACAGUAGAUAACACUACAGAGUUUACAGUAGAUAACACUACAGAGUUUACAGUAGAUAACACUACAGAGUUUAUAGUAGAUAAAACUACAGAGUUUACAGUAGAUAACACUACAGAGUUUACAGUAGAUAACACUACAGAGUUUACAAUAGAUAACACUUCAGAGUUUACAGAAGAUAACACUACAGAGUUUACAGUAGGUAGCACUGUUGAUCAAACAAUCCCGAUUUCAGAAAUAAAUCAAUUAUCAGAAACUAUAAAUAAUACAAUGAACGAAGAAAUGGCAUUACUACGACCCGAUCAAUUACAAUCUGAACAACAACAGCAACUGAACAAUAGUAUGGAAUCAAGUAAUCAGCUAUAUUUGGAUAUAUUGCAGCCUGAAGAAUGGUUGAUAUCAGAAAAUCAAACCUUAAUGCAAACGCUAGAACAAAAUAUUACUGGAAGUGAACAGACAGCUGAAAUUAAAGCAUUGAAUCUAUCUGCUGUAUCGGAACAAAUGUCAGUUGAAGGUCAAUUAAAUUUCCCGGUGGAUCAGAAACUAAUGCCACCAGUCUUAGAAAAUGUGAUUUCAGAAGAUCAGAAAUCAGAAGAUACUGAAGGUGCAUCCGACAAGAAUAAAAAUAUGGUGACUUCAAUUUCAGAUCAGGAAAUAUUCGAAAACGGUUCAUUACCUAUAGAAUCUGUAAUGCUAGAACAAUUAUAUUCAGGAAUCCAAAAUUCAUCAGAUAGUGGUAAACCGCCAAUGAAGAAACAUAAUGAAGAGUUUAUUUCUGAACAUCAGCAAUUGCCAGAUUCAAACAUUACACAGUUGUUUCAAGACAAUGAAAGAGUAAAAACUACAAUGGAGAAUGAAAUGCCAACUGAAAAUCAAACUAUCACGGAUACAAACGGAACAACUUCAAUGUUGGAUCAGUUACAUUUUAAGGGUCAGCAUAAUGAAUCACUUAUAUUGGAAGAAGCAACAGAUCAGCAGCUAGAACCUUCUUUACCAAAUACGUUAAUAUUUGAAGAUAAUGAGGUGUUAGAUAUUUUGAACACGGUUGAAGAUUUAAGUGAAGUUCCAAAAUCAGAUAGCCAACCUUCACAAAACACUAGCAUAAACGAUACAAAUCAGACUCAAUCUAUUCUUGAGCAAAUACAAUCUGAUGGUGAACAUUUACUGGGUACCAAUAAAGCUGAAGUUGAAAUGCUGACAGAGGACAUUAAACUUACAACAUUAAAACCAGAUCCAGUACUCAAUAUAGGUAUAAAGUCAAUAGGUAUCGAACACACAACGAAAGGAACCACACCACUCAAUGCAAAACAUUCGUUAGAGGUAUCUACGAGUACUCAGCAGCCAUCGCGUUCAGGGCAAAUGUAUUCUGAACUACAAGCAUUGUCUGUAACUGAUAAACAACAACAGACAUCUGUAGAAGUUUCUAAUUUGCAUGAAGAUCAAACCAUUUCUCGUGUAGAUGAAACGGAAAAAGAAAAACCUCAGACUAUCCCAGAAAACAUUCAGCCACGUCAGGAUCAGAAAAAAGAGCAAGAAUUAGAUAUAAUGAUGGAUAUACCUCCACCACCACCUAGACGUAGAACAGAAUUUGUAGAGAAAGAAAAUUACAAUUUACCACCAUCAUUAAAUGUGUUGGCCGAGAAUAGAAGGAAAGGAAUACGUCAGUUUUCAAAACAACCUCUACAGAGCCCCGAGUUACCCUCUGAAUUACCGCCACCAGCACCAGGUUCUACCAAACAUGAAACCAAACAUAUAACGAAGGACAAAUCUAUGGCAUUGCCAAAAGAAACGAGUUUAUUGAAAUCACAACAGGACGAGACGGAUAUUGCAAGUCAAUCGAUUGAUCAAUCUAAAUAUUUAGCAUUACUUAACCGGAACUCGCAAUAUUACCAGUCAAUGUGGAAAAUUAAAGAAAAACAGCCGUCAACAAAAAUAAAAGCACAGACUUCGCUAAAUUCUAAAAACCAGAAACAAUCUAGUAAUAAUGCGGUCAGAAACAUGAUAAAUAUCAUUGAACAGGUUAGAACUAGGCCUAAAAAAGUUGACUCUUUGACCUUUUUUGCACCAGGUGUGCAUAGAACUCAGACCCAUCAUAAUACAAAUCUUAAUAGUAUUUUGAAAAGACAACGUUCGAUACCAACUCUUUCAAAACAAACUAGUAGUCAUCAAGUCGUGAAUCAAAAGAGAAAACAAAGUAUUGGUGUUGGCAUACCAUCUGCAGUAUAUAUACCAGGAGUUCCUUAUAUAUUACGUCGUAAACGUUGGAAUAAGCGUAAUCUACCACGGAAAAAUUCUCAAAGAAUUGCGCACAUGGCCGAAACAACUGAACCAUCCGUUGUUCGACAAUUUAUAAGCGGCGAUAUUCAAAAACACAUUGCCUUUAAAACUGCAGUUCCAAAUCAAGAACAAUCUGAUAAACUACAAGAAAGAAUGACAGGAAGAAAGAAAUAUGUAGAAGAAAAUGUGUAUUCAAAUAUUCCAAUGAAUAAAAAAUAUUCGAUUAACGAUCUGCGCAUAAGCAAACUUAAUAGACUGAAUGAUAUUAACAAAUAUUCAGAUGUAAAAUAUCCAAAGAAUUUAGAGCAGAAUGUUGACAUUUAUUUCCAGAAAAAUAGUUAUAAUUCACACAAGACUCUACCUCAACCAAUAAAUCAGAUUAAGGAUUUUAUCUUACAUGGGAAAGUUCAUCGAUCCAGAAAAUCAGAUAUUAAGCACGCAGAAAAGGUGCGUGCAAACUUUCAGCAGAAUAAGAAAAUAUGGAAUAAAAAUGAUGACCCACCGCCGAUCAUUUUACGAACGGCAGAUGCAACCGUGUUUAAGGUCUCGUAUACUCCACCGCCACCACCACCACGAAAAUAUAAAGCACCAACAUUGCCUUCGCCUAAUAAAAUGAAUAAACCUCUUCUGAAAAAUAAUCUUCUUUCUUUAAAGCAAUUUAAAUCGAAGGAAAUAACAUCCAACAAUGUGACAAAAACCUCAGCGUCAUCUGAGUCAUACACGAAAUCAGUAGUCUCGGUAAAUGGAAAUUCUUCACCAGAAAUUAACCCAUCUUACACAAAAGAACUCUCAAAUGCUUCUGAAACGUGUGUCAACUGUACAUACGUUAGUAAUUUCUGUUACAUGAGAGAACCUACCAACUGCAACCGAUUCAUUGUAUGUUAUAAACAAGGACAUAAACUAAGAGCCACAGAAAAAGAGUGUUCAUUUGGUCUGUUCUGGAGUGAGAGUAAGCUAGCAUGCACACAAUCAUCAAGAGCAGAUUGUGAAAUAGAUCCAUGUAGGACGAAAGGUGUCAGAUCCCAUCCAUAUAUUGGUAAAUGUCGAGCAUAUUGGACAUGCCGAAGACGUCGUUCAGAUGCAAGAUGUUGUCCGAAUGGAUAUGCAUAUGGCGGUGGAAGAAACACUUGUGUUCCGAGUAAUGACUGUAAAACAAAUUGCUAUACAAAGACGCCCGAAGUUCUUAAUGUGUGCCCACUGAGAAAAGUUUCUGACUCCCCGUUUAAGUAUACAGAUGGUGGAAUGGUUCGUUCCUGUGCUCCUGGUACACGGUUUGAAGAAUCCAUGUGUGCAUGUAUUAGGAGCAAUGCUGGUAAUAGACCAGUCGAAAAGACGCAAACACAUUUAGAUAAACCUUUUCAAUGUGAACCGGCCAUAAGUCUAGAUUUUAGCGGAUCUUCCAAUGAUGCUUUCGAUGAUAAAUCUGGACACAGCCAAUCUAUUGGUGUAUUUAAUGUCCUUCAGACAAUUAAAAAGCAAGCAAUGUUUAAUGGACGUGGGAGCCUAAAACUGUGGCGUUUUUCGAAUGUAGAACUUGGUCCUGAAUUUGCCUUGCGUUUUAAGUUUUACGCACAUGGAAGAUCGUAUCGUUCUGAAACGUUGUUAUCAAAUUGUAUUGGGAAGAAGGAGGCUGCAUUUGACAUUAGACUUGAGACAGAUAUACUAGAGACAGUGUUUACUGUAAAGACAUCUGAAAGUCCUGAAGCAUAUAUACGAAUUUUUUACAAGCCAUACCAAUGGAACGAAGUUAUUCUUCGAUAUGAUGGUGCCAGUUUCUCAGCUGCUCUUGGCAAAGUCUCAAAAACGAUUUUUGUGGAAGGUGUAAUACCGACAAAACAUGCUGCUAUAUCUGUUGGUGGUUGUGAUCAAGACGAUGGUUUUGUUGGAUACAUGGAUGAUGUGAUAAUAUACAACGGCUGCAUACCAGAAGAUGUACGAGGUCUUGUGUUUGAAUAAAAUAUGAAAAUCCUAACAGUGUGAAACUAUCGGAAAUUGUUCAUACGACAUUGCCAUAUAUAUGUUCAUUGUUUAUUAUUCUUUACAUUUGGAUAUAUUCAUUGCAGUAUGUGUUAUAUUUGCAAUUAAUGAGGUAAUGGAAAUCGAGAAAACAGUUGACUAAUGUUUCACCACAAUGAGUUGCGUUUCCUAACAAAGAAACUGAUAGACAAACCAAUUGAAUGAAAAAUGAUGUAUUUACCAACGCUAUAAUAAGUUGUUGUCUUUAGAUAAUUGAAUGUUUUGAUCCUUUAAGGAAUAUGAUGUUCAUUGUGGAUAUUUGAUAGUCCCGGUUUCUGAACUUGGGGCGAUUGAGAGUUUGACAAAAUGUAUAGACAUUUGUCUACUAUGGAAGACCGGAUAAAAGUUUCUUGAUUUUUUGUUGUUGGUUUUUUAUCCCUUUGACAUAUUUCCAGUAUUUAUAACUAACUAUGUUUGCCUAUUUACCAGUCAACCAUCUUCUCGAUGAACAGUUCCUAUAUUGUCAUUUUAAACAUUUCCAUUGCCAUAAUAUGUGUAUAUUGUUACAUGAUUAUAUAUAUUUUGUAUUCAAAUAGAUAAGUGCAUGUGCAAAUCAUAACCUAAAGAUAACUCACAUAUAUAUGAGUAAUGUCUAACUCAAUCAAAAAUGGCCAGUUAAUGUCAUCACUUAGUUCCUGCUUCCUGUCUCACUUUAUUCGUUAUUAUUAAUUUGCCCAAUCGGUCAAUUUUCUGUUGAAAUCCUCACAUUGGUAGAAAAUACAAGUCAUCCGAAAUAGCGUUAUCUUUGGUUCUCGGUGUCUUUAUUUUAGUACUUAUUUUAAACAUGAUAUAGAACAUUUAGAUUUUCAUUAUUUCAUACUAAUGGAUAAUACUAUUUAUGGAAUAGACAAAAUGGAAUAAGCAAUUUCAAAAUCUGCAGUCACCGAUCCUGAGUAGUCUAAAUAGUUCAUAUACUGUUUCACUAGCCUGUCAACACCGCGGUUGUGAGUUCGAAUCCAGCAAGUAGCAGGUGCGUUCCACUCUAAUUUUAAUUGACUAAGAUUGUCAGUUUUCCUACCGAAGGUCGGUUGUUCUCUCUGGACAUUCUGACUUCCUCCACCAUUGAAAGGUGGCCGCCACGCAUGAGAUAGCCUACAGUGCUGAAAAUGUCAUUAAACACUAACAUUCAAUCAAUCUAUCAUAUAGACGUCUUUUGUUAUCUUCUAGAUCUAAUUGUAGAAACUAAAUUCAUAUUAUACUUUAAAAAAACCAACUGAAACUUGAACACACCAUUUACUCGCGUUAUUUUUUAAUCGUAUCAUUUCCACUUCUUUGCCAUGUACGUACAUAUGUCGUAAAAUGAGCAACCAUACAUGUACUAACCUGUUUAUGGCACACGUGAAACGUGUCAUGUACAGAUUUGUUAUUGAUUUUGCAGUCGUUUUUCCACUGUGUUGUUAGCAUUUCAUUAAAAUAAAAAUCCUCAUUGAAAGGUCGUCAUAUUCAUAGAUGUUCUUACAAGUUUCAAUUAAAUUGUUCACCAGUUGUUGAUCUCUCAUUGAAAAUGCGAACGUCUAGAGAAAUUAUUUUAAAUAUUAAAAAGAAAAUAUUUGUGGGAUCGUAUAUCUAUGGUGAUAGUUUUACCUUUACGAAAUGAAGGUUUAUAUGAUAAGUUUAACUAAGAAACACCGACUUGGGUGAACCUAUACUUUUGCAUUCGUUUUUCCAUAUAAUUUGAUUAAAUGAACACAAUAUUUAUUUAUUUUUACAUUG